AUGUCGCCCAAGACCUCUGCACCCAAGCGCACCAGCCAGACCGCCCAAGGCUUUGAUCCUGACACUUUCCUCCAGUCCUGUGCUAGCUUGAUGUCCGAACGUCAAACACGCGCCAGCUCCCACGUCUCUGCACCCAUUCCCAUCCCCGCCUCUGAGCAUACUCCGCCAUACUCUGGCGGCGAAGAGAGCGAUCGACAACCACCAGCCGCCCCGGGCAAGCCCAAACAGCACCCACGCCGAUACUUUCCCGAGCCCAACCAGAAGAACGCAUUGCACCACAUCAUGGCUGAGAGCAAGAACAGCAACUCUGCCCGCGAGCUUGUUUCGCCAUCGCCUGAGGCUCGGUCGCCAGAAGCCUCGGGGUCUGCGCUCGUCCCCGCUACCUCGUCUGCUCCUGCUCCCUCUCCCAAGGCUACGCCCAUGAGGCCGUCAACUUCUGACUCUUCCCCUCCCUCUCCACCCUAUACCAACAUGCCCCCCCCACACACGUACCCUUCCUCCUACCCGCAGACUCCCUCCUCCUCUCAAUGGACGGCCCACGACCCCACACUCGCCCUCCUUCCUCCUCCUCUUCCCAUCCACGGCGCACCCGCUGCUCAUAGUGUUACUUCACCCGAAUAUCAAUCCACCGACGCCGAGCGCGAGCACGGCUCGACGACGGACGACGACGGGCCUUCUUCUGGUGCGGGACAGAAUACCAAGACGGAGAAGGAGGAGGUGGUCAUUCCCAGGCCGCCGAAUGCGUGGAUCAUCUACCGUUCAGAGAUACUCACGCGCUUCAAGAAGGGGGAGAAGAUUCCGGGUUACAGAAAAGCGAGGGAUGACUUGGGGUUGGCGCCUUUACCAGAUUCUGAUAAUGAGUGCAAGCCUUGCCUUGUUGAACGCUACGUCGAAUCGUCAGCUAAUGUGCUUUUCAUCAGUUAUCUCUGGAAACACGAAACAAAGGAAAACAAGUCCCACUACGAACGCCAAGCAGCUCUCCGAAAAGAAGAACACGCGCUGAAAUACCCCAACUACAAAUUCAAGCCUGUCAGUAGAAAUCUCAAGAUCAAAGCGCGCGAAGACGCCAAGCGAGAGAAGGAACUGGAAAAGCGAAGGAAGAAGGAAGAGAGACAAUCUGAAAAGAGCCGUAGCCGUGAGUCUCCACAAAAAUGUCUCGGACGGUUCCGCGAAGGGGCUGACGCUUAUUCUGUGAUAGGCGCGAGACGAUAUAUUGGUCAGACUACCCGGGGCCACUCGAGGCACUCGCCGAUGUCUCCAUACGAUGCAUCAGGUCGAUAUCAUCCUCAUAAUGCCCAAGCUGGACCGGGGCCGUCGUCGGCGGCGGGCAGGUACUUGGUGUAUGGCGAGCCUUAUCCCAGCAGUCAUGAGGAAGUCUCCCCGCCGAGCUCUUACUUUGGUUCCAGCGUCGAGUCGUCGAGCGGGUACAUGAUGCCCCAACCUGAGGACGUAUACAGACCGUUCCCUUUACCACCCUACGCUAUGCCCGCUAUGGCCCGCCCCGAAGGCGUCGAACCCCCCCUCGCGCCGGCGCCUGGGAUUGCCAUCGCCCAGGAAUACAUGUGGCACCACGCUCCCCCUCCUCCUCCUCCUCCUGCCCACUCGGCUCCCACACCUGCCUCCGCGUCCGCGCCCUUGGGUGCGGUGCCAGAGAUGCUCGCACCACCUAUGGAACCCCAAUCGUCAUCCGACUCUCUCGCGCAGCUACUUUCGCCCAGGACGAUGCCGAGGGAUGAAGAGGAGGAUGCUUUCCAGCGAGCGUUGUUGUCUCUCGAUGCGGAGAGUAUGGAUGCGCUCCAGAGACCGAUGGCGGUUUUGGAGAUGGACGAGAUCCCGGCGCUGGACGAUGCGUUCUUUGAAGGAACUGAUGAUAUCGAUGCGUUGGCGGCGAAGUGGCAUGAGCUUGGGCCGGAGGGGGGUGAUGAGUUUGAGCGCACGAGUGGGCUGGUGAUGGAUGAGAGAAAUCUGGAUCCCAUGCCAGCUGUGUUUUACGAGAUGCUUCCUCCAGACAACGGCUUCUAUCCCACCCUUCCCGAACUCAGCGGCGCCUUCACCGACCCCGCCACUGCCUCCUUCGACGUCGCCCUUCCCCCCGAGGACCCUUCCUUGCCCCAAUCCGCUCCAGCCCCCGAAACAUACGGCUUGGUCCCCCAAAUCCAGCCCGACGACUCUAUCAGCUUCGGCUCUCUUUUCGAGCAGCACCCCGAGUAUUACCGCUCGGACGAGUACCCGGCAGGCCCGACGUUGGCGGGGGAGAUGCCAAUGUCGCCGUCGGACGCUUUGGCGGAGGCUACACCGCGGGAAACGACGUUUGCUGGUGCGGGGCAUGAUACCAACCGCAUGCCUUCCUUCUCCCACACUUUGCGCACGGUGUCUACUACGAGCCCCGCUCCCCGACUCGCGUCCCUCUCCGAUUUCCCCCUCACCCCCAACUCGCUCGACCAUAUCGGUCUUCCCUUUGUCGAUCGAUCAACGUCGUUCGCUGGGGCGCAGUUUAUGGGUAUGAACUAUGGGUCCAUGGGCAUGGGGAUGGGAGACGAUUUUGGGGAGGAUGAUUGGUAUGGGGAUGAGAUGCGGAAGGAUGAGAUGGCGGCGAGGGAGAGCGUGUUUGUGACGAGGAGGGAUAGUGAGAUGUCGGCGGUUGAUGCUAGGGCUGGGGCUGGUAUCCCUUCGCCGCCUCCUUCGCAACGCUAG
Cryptococcus amylolentus CBS 6039 is the source of this 2694-nucleotide messenger RNA. RefSeq lists its product as hypothetical. NCBI's taxonomy places the organism in Eukaryota, Fungi, Basidiomycota, Tremellomycetes, Tremellales, Cryptococcaceae. The record is from RefSeq and is a predicted model, not a curated record. The transcript is spliced from 5 exons. The coding region runs from base 1 to 2694 and encodes 897 amino acids.